CUCAAGAGGACUACAGUCAGACAGAACAGAGUCCAAGAGCCACCACAAUGCCUGUACCUGCCUCCCCUCCCCAUCCACCUUUGCCAUCCUUGUUGCUGCCUAUGCUGCUAGGGCUCAUGGUUUUCAGAUGACUUCCUGUUCUGCCCCAGAGAUGAGUCCUUGAUCCCACAGUCUCUGCUUUGUCCUCAAGCCACACCAUGCUACGAGCAACAAUGCAGCAGGAACUUCAGGUGAUGAGAUCCAGGUAAACCAGCCCCAGAGUUCUGUGUCGGCGAAUGCUGGCGGUGUGAUAACCCUGGCCUGCAACAUGUCUGCUCUCACCCCAGAAGGACCUGUCUUAUGGUUCAAAGAUACAGGAACCCAACGACAUUUAAUCUAUAAAUUUGAUGGGAGUCACUUCCCCCGAAUAACCCCAGUGGAAGACACAGAUGCCAACCAAACAGAUUAUUCUAUCCGCAUCAGUGAUGUGUCACUUGAAGAUGUUGGCACCUAUUAUUGUGUAAAGUUAAUAAUAGGACAUCCUGACAUGGAGUAUAUAUCAGGCCCAGGAACAUAUGUUUCUGUGAAUGGAACCACAGAUGACACAUUCCGGGUGCAACAAGCUGAGAUGUUAAAGACAGUAUCAACGGGGGAGGCAGUCACCUUAAGUUGUCAUGUACCAGAUUCACUCCCCAAAGGACCUGUCUUAUGGUUCAAAGGAACUGGGGCAAACCGGGAAUUAAUCUACAGUUUCAAAGGAGGUAUCUUUCCCAGAGUAGACAAAAUUGGAAACAGUGCUGAAGAUGACAAUACAGACUUUUCCAUCCGCAUCAGUGAAAUCUCUCUUACAGAUGCUGGCACCUACUACUGUGUCAAGUUCAAGGAGGGGAAACCUGACAUAGAGUACCAGUCAGGUCAGGGUACCCAGGUGUUAGUGACUGAAGCAUCAAAUGAAGAACAUCUAGUGAACCAGAUUGAGAGUGUUGUGUCAGUCAAUAUUGGAGAUACUCUACCACUCAGCUGCAACGUAUCUGCUCUGUCCCCGGCAGGGACUGUAGUGUGGUUCAAGGAGCUUGGACCAAAGAAACAGCUAAUUUACAGUUUCAAUGGAAGUCGACAUUACUUUCCCAGAGUAACUCAAAUGCAAAAAAAAAACAAGGCCAGCCAAACAAACUAUUCCAUCCUCAUCAGUGAUGUGAUGCCAGAGGAUGCUGGUACCUACUACUGUGUCAAGUUAAGAAAAGGGUAUCCUGACAAUUUCAUGUCUGGUACAGGCACCUAUGUGUAUGUAAAUGGAACUGCAAAUAAGAUGUUCCAGGUUCAGCAAGCUGAAAUAUCACAGACCGUAUCAACCGGGGAGACAAUCACUUUGAGCUGCAGUGUACCAAAUUCAUUCCCAAAAGGACCUGUCAUGUGGUUCAAAGGAAUGGGGGCAAAUCGAGAAUUAAUCUACAGUUUCAAAGGAGGUCUUUUCCCCAGAGUAAACAAAAUUGGAAACAGCACUGAAGAUGACAACACAGACUUUUCUAUCCGCAUCAGUAAAAUUUCUCUUGAAGAUUCUGGCACCUACUAUUGUGUGAAGUUCAAGGAGGGACAUCCUGAAAGAGAAUACCAAUCAGGUCCAGGCACACAUGUGUCUGUCAUUGCUCCACCUUCUCUGCCUGUGGUAAUAGGCCCCUUGGAGAGGGCCCUAAUUGGGCAGACUGUGAAUUUCACCUGCAUUUCCUAUGGCUUCUUUCCCAAAAACAUUACACUGAAGUGGUUCAAAAAUGGGAAAGAACUCUCAUCCCUUCAGACACAAGUGGUCCAACUAAAUAACAGCCAUGCCUACAAAAUUUCCAGUACUGCAGAGAUAGUCCUAAAUCUGCAGGAUUUCUAUUCUUAUAUCAGCUGUGAUGUGAACCAUCUAGGCCUGCAUUAUCCUCUUCAAGAGAAUGUCGAGUUGUCUAAGACCGUGAUAGUUCCACCCACCAUGUCUAUUUUUGAACACCCCAUGACAAACAACAAGAUAAAUGUCACCUGCAAGGCAGAGAAGUUCUACCCUCAGGCUGUACAGAUGACCUGGCUGAAGAAUGGAAAUGUCUCUCAGACAGAUAAGACCCUGAUGCCCACCAAGAUGAAAGAUGGACUAUACACUGUGCAGAGUUCAAUCCUAGUCAACAGAACUGGACACAAAGAGGACACUAUGCUCACCUGCCAGGUAGAACAAGAUGAGUACACUACACAAAAGAUAUUGUUUGUUUCUUCCCUUCUGGAUGAGUCUAAGUAGUAGCCAAUGACAAGGUGUCCCUGA
Erinaceus europaeus (western European hedgehog) is the source of this 2272-nucleotide messenger RNA. RefSeq names its product MAM domain-containing glycosylphosphatidylinositol anchor protein 2-like. Gene Ontology annotation, cellular component: plasma membrane. The coding region runs from base 308 to 2248 and encodes 646 amino acids. The transcript is spliced from 8 exons. Lineage: Eukaryota; Metazoa; Chordata; Mammalia; Eulipotyphla; Erinaceidae. The record is from RefSeq and is a predicted model, not a curated record.